Messenger RNA from Paramuricea clavata, 1284 nucleotides. NCBI's taxonomy places the organism in Eukaryota, Metazoa, Cnidaria, Anthozoa, Malacalcyonacea, Plexauridae. The record is from the annotation of a GenBank genome assembly.
AUGCGGAGUGGUGUUAAAGCAGAUCUACUUCGCUGUCUGGAAGCAGAUUUGCCUGAACAAAAUGGCGUGCCAGUGGUUGAUGCAACAAUUCUUGAUGGUGCAGCUGUGGUCCAAAUGCUGAAUCCUGGAACAUCAAAAACUUUUCAAGAAUAUGGUGAAAGAGUGUUUACACCGUACAUCGCUGCCCAAUUCCAGAAGAGUCACCGCGUCGACCUUGUCUGGGAUUUAUACCUACCUGCAAGCCUGAAGGCCUCCACCAGGCAGAAGAGGGGGAAAGGAACCAGGAAAAGGGUCGCUCCUUCCACUGCAAUGCCUAAGAACUGGAAGAACUUCCUUCGAGUCGAUCAGAACAAGACUGAAUUGUUCACUUUCUUGUCACAAAAAGUUGUUCAUAUUCCGCUAGCAGAUGGCAAGGAACUAUAUGCAAGUGAUGGAAGUGGAGUCCUCUGUUCUCCUGCUGAGUCUAACUUAGCCCGCCUUGCCCCGUGUUCGCAAGAGGAAGCCGACACUCGUCUACUUCUGCAUGUGGCAGAUGCUGUGCAAAAGGGGUGUACAAAGAUCACUAUACGAACCGUUGAUACUGAAGUAGUGGUACUGGCUGUGGCUUCAUUCAGCAAGAUUGGCCCUGAUGAGCUAUGGAUUGCUUUUGGCGCCGGAUCAAGUUUUCGGUACAUAGCUAUUCACGAAAUAGUUUCCACAAUGUCUCCCUCAGAAUGUCUCACUCUUCCAGUCUUUCACGCAUAUACUGGCUGUGAUACUGUAUCUACAUUCGCUGGCAGAGGAAAGAAGACAGCAUGGCAAACAUUGAAGUCUUUUCCAGACGUGAUUGACGCUUUCAGUGAACUCCUAUGCAUGCCAAAUGAGAUCAGUGAAAAAGCUUUGUUACUGCUAGAGCGAUAUGUGGUGUUGAUGUACGACCGAACCAGCGAGAGUACUAACGUCAAUGAUGCCAGGAAACAGCUAUUCACACAGAAGUCUAGAACUUUAGAAAACAUCCCUCCAACACAAGCUGCACUCAAGCAACAUAUCAAGCGGACUCGCUACCAGGCUCACUGUUGGAACCAGGCAUUAGUGAAGGAUCCAGAGAUGCCAGACCCAUCUGACUGGGGAUGGACAAGGGACACAACUGGGUGGCAGCCUCUUUGCACCACUCUUCCCGAAGCAUCGAAAUCGUGCCAUGAAUUGAUCCACUGCAGCUGUAAGAAAGGGUGCACUGGACGCUGCAAAUGUGUCAAAGCUGCUUUAAAGUGCACAGCACUGUGUGUCUGCUCUGGAGACUGUUAG